UUCUGUCUCCGCCCCUUCGCGCCUAGGCAGCCUUGCCGCUUUAAGAGCGCGACUAGCGAUUGACAAGCAAUAACCGUGGAGCGCCCGGCUGCACGGAGUCACCAGGAGCUAGGGGCUCCCCAAGACGCAGGAGACUGACUCCAGAGUCCUCACUGACUGACCAUGCCAGUUGCCGCCACGAACUCCGAGUCUGCCAUGCAGCAAGUCUUGGACAACCUGGGAUCCCUCCCCAACGCCACCGGAGCUGCAGAACUGGACCUGAUCUUCCUUCGAGGCAUUAUGGAAAGUCCCAUAGUCAGAUCCCUGGCCAAGGCCCACGAGCGGCUGGAGGAGACGAAGUUGGAGGCCGUUCGGGAUAACAACCUGGAGCUGGUGCAGGAAAUCCUUCGGGACCUGGCGCAGCUGGCGGAGCAGAGCAGCUCCGCUGCAGAACUGGCGCGCAUCCUCCAGGAGCCUCACUUCCAGUCCCUCUUGGAGACACAUGACUCAGUGGCCUCAAAGACCUAUGAGACCCCACCCCCCAGCCCAGGACUAGAUCCCACGUUCAGCAAUCAGCCAGUACCUCCUGAUGCGGUGCGCAUGGUGGGCAUCCGCAAGACAGCUGGAGAACAUCUGGGUGUGACAUUCCGAGUGGAGGGUGGCGAGCUGGUGAUUGCUCGCAUUCUGCACGGGGGCAUGGUGGCUCAGCAGGGCCUGCUGCACGUCGGUGACAUCAUCAAGGAAGUGAACGGGCAGCCGGUGGGCAGCGAUCCCCGGGCGCUGCAGGAGCUCCUGCGCAACGCCAGUGGCAGCGUUAUCCUCAAGAUCCUGCCCAGCUACCAGGAGCCCCACCUGCCCCGACAGGUAUUUGUUAAAUGCCACUUCGAUUAUGACCCUGCCCGCGACAGUCUCAUCCCCUGCAAGGAAGCAGGCCUGCGCUUCAACGCUGGGGAUUUGCUCCAGAUUGUAAACCAGGAUGAUGCCAAUUGGUGGCAGGCAUGCCACGUAGAAGGGGGCAGUGCCGGGCUCAUCCCCAGCCAGUUGCUGGAGGAGAAGCGGAAAGCAUUUGUCAAGCGGGACCUGGAACUGACCCCGACCUCAGGGACCCUGUGCGGCAGCCUUUCGGGAAAGAAGAAGAAGCGCAUGAUGUAUUUGACAACCAAGAAUGCAGAGUUUGACCGCCACGAGCUGCUCAUUUACGAGGAGGUGGCCCGCAUGCCCCCAUUCCGCCGGAAAACCCUGGUGCUGAUUGGCGCUCAGGGUGUGGGCCGACGCAGCCUGAAAAACAAACUCAUUCUGUGGGAUCCAGACCGCUAUGGCACCACAGUGCCCUACACAUCCCGGAGGCCCAAGGACUCGGAAAGGGAAGGGCAGGGCUACAGCUUUGUGUCUCGCGGGGAGAUGGAGGCCGACAUCCGUGCUGGGCGCUACCUGGAACAUGGCGAGUAUGAGGGCAACCUGUACGGCACCCGUAUCGACUCUAUCCGUGGCGUGGUUGCCUCCGGCAAGGUGUGCGUGCUGGACGUCAACCCCCAGGCAGUGAAGGUCCUGAGGACAGCUGAGUUUGUCCCUUAUGUGGUAUUCAUUGAGGCCCCUGACUUUGAGACCCUUCGAGCCAUGAACCGGGCUGCGCUGGAGAGCGGCGUGUCCACGAAACAGCUGACGGAGGCAGAUCUGAGGCGGACAGUGGAGGAGAGCAGCCGCAUCCAGAGGGGAUACGGGCACUACUUCGACCUCAGCCUGGUCAACAGCAACUUGGAGAGGACCUUUCGUGAGCUCCAGGCUGCCAUGGAGAAGCUUCGAACAGAGCCCCAGUGGGUGCCCGUCAGCUGGGUGUACUGAGCUCUGCUCUGGACCUUGUUCCCUGCCUGGUUGGGAAUCAAUCCAUCCUUCACCCCACCUGUGACACCCUCCUACCCUGAUAAUGAUCUUCACCCCCACCCUGGUCUUCCCUGGAUCACAGUUCCCAGCAGGCUUCAGUCCAGAGGUGUGCACUGCCAGGGAGGUGGGUGUUCAUAGGGUACCUCUGUACCCAGGUGCUGCCCACUCCCGAUGUCCACUGGCCACCUGACAUCCCUCUCUAAGGAUCAUGCUGUGUCCAGGAGCAUCUCAGAGUCCCUCCUGUGAUGCUCAGACCAGGGAAGAGCAGAACUGCUUGGACCUUGUGGUCAGUAGGUCAAGGACCGUACCAGCCUUUUCUCCUUGGGGCUGGCCACACCCACCCUGUUCCCUGGCCCCUCUCAACCCUUCCUAUAGUUCUUAGAACAGCCUUGGGCUGUUCUCCUGUGGCCAGGUACUCAGACCUGGGCAGUGGUGGCAGUCUGGGCUGUUUUAGAGACUGGGGGAGCCCCGUUGUGAGCCAGUUGUUGUAGCUGGUGGCACAGGCCUCAGCUCCUCGAGGAGCAAACAUAGCCUGGUCCCUCCUUUAUUCCUAGCUUCUCACUGCCAAAGUCUCUCCACGGACUUUCUCAAUGUGUCCCUCUUUUAUAAGCCCUGCUCCCCAAACAGUGCGACUGGCAGGUGGCAGGAGGCUUAGCCCAGGUUGGGAAUAGGGCCUAGAAAGCCGAACCCUCUGUUACUGGGACCUAAGUACUCCGGGCUCCACAGCCCACACCAGGCUUUGUUUGCUUUGAGCUUUUCUCUGAACGGAUCUAGGUGGCACCUGGCAUUAGGGCGGCAAGCCUGGGCUUGAGGAGGGGCUGGGGGAGACUGUGAGUCUGGGCUUGGAAACAGACUAGCUUUGGUAGCACUUGCCACACGACUCCAAGGGAGUACGCUUGGGACUCCAGGCUGGGCAGUCUGCGGCUCUGCCGGCUGUGGUGCUGGUCCGCGUUCCUGGCCUUGGUGUGUGGGUUGUAUGUGUGUGUGCUUAUGCACGGAUGUGGUUUGGUUUGAGGGGAGGCAGAGGAAUGCUUUUUCUUGGAGGUGGCUCUUUGAGGUCCCCAGAGCCCAGGCGUUCCUCUACUCUCCUGUUGUCCCCUACCCUAAGUAUCAGCCUUUAGUCCUGGGGGAGGGUGAUUUUGUAAAUUAGGAGAAUCCUUUUAAAAACUCUGUCCUUGACAUCCGGAGACAUCUCAUCCCUCAUCCUUCUUGAGGGGGCUCCUGUCCUCUCAGGGAUCCCCCCCAGCACCCCCACCCUGUGCCUCCCAGAUCUCCUGAGUGUCAGUCUUUGCUGCAGUGCCGGCCCAAGCUGACCCCUGAACCACUGUGUGCCCAUUUCCUAGGGGAGGGGAAGGGAGGGAGGGAAGGGAGGGAGAAUAAACAGAAUAUUUAUUACAAAUGCUAGAAAUAUAUUUAUUAUAUUAGAAGCCUCAUUUGCAUUGCCAUUGGACGGCCUGCUGCUCAUUUGCAUAGCUCUGCCCACACCUGUGCAGUCAUCUUCCUACCUUGUUCCUGUUAGUCGAUGUCCUGUCCUUCCGUCCUUCUGUUCAGCAUCUUGCUGCGACCCUGACCCUCACUUAGCCUAAGGGGACCGGUAGCGGGAGAGAAAUGGCACAUUUCCCUGCUUGCCAGUUUUCUCCUCCCCUGGAGGACUAGUGUAGGGUUAGAGCAGCCCCUGAUCCCCCCUGAGUAACCCACAAAGCCCUCUGACCAAAAGACCAGAGCCUCUAAGAGAUCUGGUGGGCACCAUGCUGGAGAGUUGGUACCAGUCCUUCCCUCUGGAUACCCAAUGGAGUAGUGAUCCUCAGAGCAUCCCCGGUAAUGUGCAAGCGCCAGGGCUGGGUCCCUCCUCUCUGUACAGACUCCUACCUCUCCCGCUGAGCCCGGUUCUACACCCCUUUCAAGCGCUGGCCGGGUGGGAAUAGAGGCUGGGAGCCUCCUCAGUUCACCUUUAGGUAGAACAUGUUGGUGCCCACUGAGCUAGCUCUGUGACUCUGUCCUCCCUCCCUUCCUCCCUCCCUCCCACCGUGGACCCCAGGAGAAGGAGGACCCUGCCCCCCAUGGUCCACGCUCAGUCUCAGCCCAUUGCCCUUCCUUUGUCCCCCCCGCCCCCGCCAGCCAUCUGAUUCUUAAGUUUUCUUUCUUUUCCUUUGAUUAAAUGUGAAAGCAUA
Messenger RNA from Myodes glareolus (Bank vole), 4031 nucleotides. RefSeq names its product MAGUK p55 scaffold protein 2 (gene Mpp2). Lineage: Eukaryota; Metazoa; Chordata; Mammalia; Rodentia; Cricetidae. The record is from RefSeq and is a predicted model, not a curated record. Gene Ontology annotation, molecular function: protein binding.